CUCGGCACACUCGUUAGUGCUGGAGGAGUGACAGGAGGUGGAACUUGGGCAGCUCUCAGUCGUUGUUUCGGGCGGAGGAUCCAGCGGUAGUUUCCGAGCCGCCGGCCAGCCGGGAAGACCGGGAAAGGUCUUGGGCUGUUGCGUUACUGCUUUCCACCUCCACCUCAGUUUCCCUCGUCGCCUCCGCUGUUGUGCGGCCGCGGGGACUUGGUGGAAGCUCGGCCCGAGAUGAUGCUCUUCACUCGGAAGAAGAAACAGAGCGAAGAGGCGCGGAAACGACUGGAAUAUCAGAUAUGCCUGGCCCGAGAGGCAGGUGCAGAUGACAUCCUGGACAUCUCAAAGUGCGAGCUGUUUGAGAUUCCGGUCAGUGUGUUCUCCAUGUGCAGAGUCCUACAGAAGAAGGUUUUAAUUGUUCACACCAAUCACUUGUCAACACUGCUGCCAAAGUCAUGUAACAUCCAGGAUCUGUCGAUGCUGAAGAUUCUGGAUCUCCAUGACAACCAUCUCAGCUCGCUCCCGGAGGAUAUGGAUCAGCUCUUAUCCCUUCAGGUGCUCAACGUGGAACAAAAUCUUUUGAAAUCUCUCCCGAGCUCUCUUGCAACCUUGGCACAACUUCAAACAUUAAAUCUAAAAGGGAACCGGAUCCGGAAAGUGCCGGAAUCCCUGAGCGGACUGAGGAGCCUACGGACAUUGGACAUCAGUCAAAAUCGGAUUCAGAUUCUCCCACAAGACCUGGCUCAUAUCAGGACACUCGAGUCGUUCAGCCUGGAUGCAGAAGCUAUGACCUAUCCUCCAGCCAGCGUGUGCAGCAAUGGGACGGAAGCCAUCAAACAAUUUCUGUGCAAAGAGCUUGGAAUCAAGUAUAUGCCUCCCUCUCAGUACCUGCUCCCGGUGCUGAAGAGUGACGGGAAUAUAACCGAGAGCAAUGGAGUCGAUGGCAUGUUCCAACAACAGAUGCAGGAGGCCGAGCAGUGGCAGAGCAAAUUCAUGGAUUACGAAAAGAGGAAGGAACAGAAGCAGCAGGCAAAGCUGGAUUUUGAGCGGCGGCUGAAUGAGGAACAGCGGGAGCGGACACAGCUCAUCCUGAGGAACAACAGUCACAAGGAGCAAGUCCUGAUGUCAGUGAAGCAGGAGCAGGGAAGGCUGGAUCAGGGUCUCCGAGACCAGCAGCGCCAUCUGGAGGUGGAGCGCCAGCGACUGCAGGAGGAGUUAAAACGGGGAGAACACGGAGCGACGAACCUCAUCCGCACUUUGCUGGAGGACAGUGAGAGAAGGAAGCAAAACUCGAUGUUGCUGGAAUCACUGGAAAAAGAGAGGCUGAGGAUGGACCAGCUGAUGGCCAUUUCACAGGAGGAGAAGGAGAGGCUGCGAAAGAGAGAAGUGGCAGCUGCGAUGCAGGAAAUGCUGUCGGAGAGCUCGAUGAACAAGAUCCUGCAGAUGGUUUAUGAGACGAGGCGGCGUCAGCUGGUGGACGAGGCCAGUUCGAGCAUGGCUGAAAUGGAUGGUAAACUCCAGCAGAUUCAUGCCUGGCAGCAGCUGGACCAAAACAAGACCAUUUCACAGAUCCUCUCGGAGGCGGAGAUGCAGAAGGUGGCAUUUGAGGCACUUCAAAUGAAGAAGGACAGCAAGCACAGCCGCAUCAGAGACCAGAUCAAAUUGAUUGAGAAUCAGUUAAUGCAGCUGACACAGUUCGAGUUAGACAGAAGAGAGAAUGACACGGAGAAUCUACAGGAAACUCUGUUGGAAGAGCGGCAGGCCCUGAGUGACCUCCUCCAGCAGCUACUGAAGGAGAAGAAACAACGGGAGACGGAGCUUCGGGACUUGCUGGCGGAAAUGGAGACCAAACAUGAGACCAGCCAGGAGAACUACUGGUUGAUUCAGUACCAGCGUCUGAUGGACCAGAAACCCCUGUCCCUCCGAGCACGGGAGGAGGGCGUGGAGAAGGCGCUGGUGGAGAUAUUGGCUGAGCUUUCUGCAGAUCAGUACCUGCCCCUUUUCGCCCACCAUCGGGUCACCCUGAAGAUGCUACGUUACAUGACUGCAGAGGAUCUCCAACAGAUUGGGGUCCGAGAGAGCAGACUGCAACGUGCCAUUCUGCGGCGAGUCCAGGAGAUGUGGCCUGGGGAAGAGCAGAGACCCAUCCCAACAAAGGAAGCUGCUGCAGAUCUGGGUGAGAACCGGCCCAGUGCUCCCCCGGAGGAUGAAGCAGCACCGUCCAGUCCAUCUGCAGUCUCUGAGGAGGUCCUGGCUCAGUCGGAAUGUGUUGUCUGCCUGGAGCGAGAGAGUCAGAUGAUCUUCCUGCCGUGUGGUCACGUUUGCUGCUGUCAGACAUGUGGAGCAAGUCUGUAUACCUGCCCCCUCUGCCGGAAGGACAUCGAGCAGAAGAUUCGCAUGUAUCGUACCUCCUGAGCUGCAGCCUGUCCCUCUCCAACAUCUGCCUGCAACCUUGUCUGUUUCAUCUCACAGCCUGCUGGUGCCUUAUGUGUCCUCUUUCUCCGGCCGUGCUGCCCUACACAAAUAAACAAGGCUACGUUUACUCCUGGUAAGACCAUGUGGAGCAGGUUGAAGUGGUCUUCGUGGACAAUUCCUUUUCUCCUGGUUGAGCCUGGAUGCUGUUGGCAGUGAUGUUAGUUGGUGUGUGUUAUCCUGCUGAGAUGUAGCAUGAUGUAGUAACUGGAUUCAUCCCAACUCCUUGAGGAGGUAACAAGCAGAAAACUGGGACAGAACAAUUAAGACUUUUGUUUUCUUGCUGCUGUAUGUUUGUGUCCUUUGUUCGUGGAAAUGUAUUGGAAUCCCACUGAGAACUGGUGCAAUAAACUGCAGAGAACCCAUGUUAGUGUGCAGUCAGCUCAAGCUGUGUCCUUUGUGCCCAUCACGUCACUCACCCAACCCCUCUGGGACACCCUUUCCAAAUGACUCAGUUGCUCAGUGAUCUGCUGAUCAGACAUGAAAGCAGGAUCUUUUGAAUCAUAGAAUGGUUACAGGAUUGAAAGGAGCCAUUCGGCCCAUUGGUGUCCAUGCUAGUCCAGCAAUACCAAUUUGCCAGCCUCCAACCUUCUCUCUUGCCGUAUUCUCAUAGUCCUGCCAAUUCUUUCUUCUCAGAUCACUAUACAAUUUUCUUCUGAAUGCAACAACUCAAUCUGCCUCCACCACACAUUUUAGGCAGUGCAUUCCCAAUCCUAACUGCUCACUGCAAUAUAAAUUUCUUCCGUGUGUUGCUUUUGGUUCUUUUGCCAAUUGCCUGAAACCUUUCUCCUCUGGUUUUCAAAUGUCCCACAAAUGAGGACAGUUUCUCUCUAUCUACCCUGUCCAGGCCCCUCGUAAUUUUGAACACCUUAAUCGAACCUCCUCUCAGCCUUCUCUCAGAACACCAUCUAGAUUCACCAAUUUAUCCACAUCACUGACAUCCCUUGUCUUUUGAACCAUUCUUGUAAACCAUUCUACACCUUUUGUAGUGAUUUCACACCUUCCCUGAACUGUGGUUCCUAGAAUUGGAUACAACUUCAGUUGAGGUUGAACCAGUGUCUUAUAAAGGCUCACCGUAACUUCUUACUGUUGUACUGCUUACUUCAAUUUUUAAAGCCCAAAUUCUAUAUGCCUUAUUUAUGGGUUUCUCAAUUUGCUGUACCAUCUUCAACUAUUUGUACACUUCCGUCCCUUUGCUCCUGCAGCUCCUUACUAUCAGAUCCUUUUUUUUAAAAUGGUGCCUAUCCUCAUUCUUCCUUCCAAAUGUAUCACUUUAUAUUUCUCUGCCUUAAGUUUGAUCUGCGUCAUGUCCAGCCGUUCAUCAGCCUGUGGAUUUGAAGUCUAUCACUAACCACCUUACAAUUCACAAUAUUUCCAAGUUUUGUGUUAUCUGCAAGCUUUGAAAUGUGCCUUAUACGAUCAAGCCCCAAUCAUUAAUAGACCUCAAAAAUGGUCCCGAUAGUUCCUCUGAGGUACCCCACUCUAUACUUUCCUCUAGUCCAGAAAAAUAACCAUUCACCAUUACUGUUUGCUAGCUCUUAGCUAAUUCUGUAUCCAUGUCACUACUGUCUGUUUUAUUCCAUGGACUUAUUUUUCUGAUGAGUACUUUAUCAAAUGCCUUUUUGGAAGUCCAUUUACACCAUAUAUAUUACCCUCUGUGUUACCACAACAAAACCUAGAUUAGUCAAACACUAUUUAGCCCUUCAGAAAUCUGUGUUAGCUUUUCUUAAUUAGUCAACAUUUGUCCGCAUGGCUGCUAAUUUUGUCCCAAAUUAUCAUUUCUAAAAACCUUCCCAUCACCAAUGACUGGCUGGUUGUUGAUGUACUUAUUCUUGGAUUUUUGUCUUUGUGUAAUGUUAGGAAGCUGCAGUGAGGUUUGUGUUAAAUGGUUUAACAUGUUCCAAUUUUAUGUGAAAACAGUCAAACAAUUGUUUAUUUUUAUAAAAGAGUAAUUUAACCCAAUUAGAGGUUUUAUUGUGCAAUAUAUUGAAUUGUAGCCUUACUGUUCUGUUCAUAAUAUAAUUACUGCUCUCUUUGUAUUAUAUGUUGUUGUAUUGAUGGCAAAUGUAAACAUGUAUUCUUGUCAAUUGUAACACUUGCUCUGAAAUUUUCUUAAAAUUGAUAUCUUCUUUCUGGUUUUUCUCUCCUGCCCCUUUGUGGUUGUGCAUCACCCACCCAGGGAACUUUUCCGUAAGACAGUCUCUUUUUUUCCCAGAGUAACCUACUGAUUAAAUGGUAUUACUGCUACUUCUCCCCGAUGAAAAAUUGCGAGAACAUAAGCUCCUAAAGGAGGUUAACCCCAUUGAAAGGUUAGUAAGAACUGCCGAUGCUGGAGUCAGGAAUAACACAGUGUGGAGCUGGAGGAACACAGGAGGCGAGGCAGCAUCAGAGGAGCAGGAAAGUUGACGUUUUGGGUCGGGGCCCUUCUUCAGAUUUCUGAAGCUGACUUAACCCCAUUGAAAGCUAUUUUCCCCCCAAACCACAGUUAACUCACUCCAAUGACACACAGUUCUGGUAAUAACUAUGCUACAUAUCCAGUUUGUAGCAUAGAAUAAUGUUGGUCUUAUUACUCAUGGGUCAUUUGUCUUUCCAUUUCGCCCACUCCAAUCCUAAGUUCAGCAGAACUUGAUUUACUUGUGUCAGUAGGGUUUCAACAAAGUUACUGAGUGGGAGAUGUCUCAAGGAAGUAGUCCCAUUACGAAAGCUCCGUCCUACAAAGACUCAUUCCCUUAACAUAUUCAUCCUUUUCUUACCUUCCUUUGAGGUUGCUGGAUUUAAAGACUUUUAGAACCCGAGGUUGGUAUCACUGAACCACUGCUUAAUUUUCUUUUGCACUAUCGGUGGUUUCCUAUAUUAAUAGUUCUCCCAAGAGAUAGUCAGAAACUGCAUGUUGAACACAAUACUAGAAUGUAAAGCAUGGUUUCAGAUUUUCUUUUUAUUUAUUGAAUUGUCCCUUCAAGAUGUGUGCACUGGCUUAGGUGCUGUUAAUAAAGGUCUUGCUGUAAACUAUGAAUUUCAAUGCUCAAUUAUAUGCACAUUAAAAAUAAUGAUCGUUAUGGAAAGUCUUUGUUACAAUAAAGGUCUUAAGUGAAGCAUA
Messenger RNA from Rhincodon typus (whale shark), 5563 nucleotides. It is a transcript of the gene lrsam1, whose product is annotated as leucine rich repeat and sterile alpha motif containing 1. Gene Ontology annotation, molecular function: ubiquitin-protein transferase activity; protein binding. The transcript is spliced from 25 exons. The record is from RefSeq and is a predicted model, not a curated record. NCBI's taxonomy places the organism in Eukaryota, Metazoa, Chordata, Chondrichthyes, Orectolobiformes, Rhincodontidae. The coding region runs from base 229 to 2409 and encodes 726 amino acids. Gene Ontology annotation, biological process: protein ubiquitination.